This is a messenger RNA of Aplosporella prunicola CBS 121167, 861 nucleotides long. RefSeq lists its product as uncharacterized. Bases 197 to 763 code for a protein of 188 amino acids. The transcript is spliced from 2 exons. NCBI's taxonomy places the organism in Eukaryota, Fungi, Ascomycota, Dothideomycetes, Botryosphaeriales, Aplosporellaceae. The record is from RefSeq and is a predicted model, not a curated record.
AGCUACUGCCGCGCCUACGACCAGCCAGACAUCCUCUGGAACCACGCCGCGUACGGCUGCCAGCCCAUCGCGCAGUAUUUCUGGCUCAACUCAGGCCACAUCACCUUUACAGCACACGCCGCCCUCGCGGCCGCGCUCCGCCGGGAGCUGGCCGCCGCCGCCGCCGCCGUUGCUGUCGCAUGAGCGGGCGGAGCGCAUGCUCGCCGUGGGCGCCUUUCUUGGCUCGGAUCUUAUCCCAAAGAGAACACAAAACCCUGUCGUUCAUCAUCGCUCGCUGUUUCUUUCGUUUCAACUGCUUCCGUCCCAGCAAAACGCAUGUACAUACCCGUUACCGUACAUGCCAAACACGCGCACAAUGCAAAGCCGUACACGCUGCCAUCCAACCCAGUCCAAUCCAAUCCAAUCCCACGAGUCAGCACCGCAGGCAAAACACAGCCCCUCCCUCCCCUGUCACCCGCCAAGCCACGGCCCCCUGCUAGCGAGUGUGGGGAAGGGGCGCGCAUGCAGGGACGCGUUUAAUGACGGGACGCGAAUUCUCCGCCACUCCGCCCACCGCUCGCCCCAGCGAGGCCCCUACGGCCCCUCGUCCCGCAGCGACUCUUGCCCACUUGCGACGGCCGCUCGUGCCAGUCCCGGGCUUCAUGCACUCCGCUGGCCGACGCAGGUAGAUGGGCUUGGCGGCGGGCAGGCGGGCGAUAUGCAUGCAUGCGCGACGGCGCGACUUAUUAUGCUGGCGGCCUGGCUGGGGCUUGGCCUCGCGUGAGAGGGGUGCGGAAGGGAGGGCGGGCGUAUAAGUAGGCUGCUGCUGCUGCUGCUGGAGGCGGGAGUGGAAGGAAAAAGAACGGAAAGCUACGUGCUGGU